This is a messenger RNA of Adineta ricciae, 702 nucleotides long. The record is from the annotation of a GenBank genome assembly. NCBI's taxonomy places the organism in Eukaryota, Metazoa, Rotifera, Eurotatoria, Adinetida, Adinetidae.
AUGAAUACGUAUGUUAAUGCUUUUAAAACCGGUUUGAACUCUUUACCAGAAGAUUGCGAUUUGACGAAUAUGUAUGGUCGUCUCACACGCGGUGUAAAAGAAGAUGAUUUUUCUCGUUUGUCACACGAUCCCACUAAACGUCUUUCAUGGGUAUUUGAUCAUAAGACACUUCGUCGACUUCUCAAAAUGUCUCAUUUAGACAUGUUACUUUAUAUAGGGCAUACACCCGAAUGGAUUCGUUGCCAAUUAGGAAAACAGCAUAAAUUUAAAUUGAUAGUUUUCUCUGCACCAUCUGAUGAAGUUAAAUUAGCAACAUGGGAUAAUAUAUUUGAUCUGCUGACAAAAGCCUAUCCUGAAAUUGAUUCUGCUGUUUGGAUACGUUAUGCUGAUGAAUUGAAGCAAAGAACAUUCCAAGAUAUUGACCCUGAAUAUAUUAUUGUUAAAAACUAUUAUCUCGGGCCAAAAUCUGACGGUUUCAUGCAUCUAAAUCGUUUUCUCAAUUUGAAAGAACCACCAACAUUGUUACACGUUCGAGCAUUUCUACACAAUCAGAUCGGUUUGAAUGAAUUGUUCGGCGGUGAAGGAAAAACAAUUACGCAUGAAGGAAAUUUAACGUCGGACGAGUAUUUAACACGAAGUCGACCGUUGCAUGACUUUAAUGAGUAUGCAGUAUUAGAUCUUAAUCCUGUUCUAACAGCUUGA